CGCUCUCUCUAUCUCUCUCUGUGCAAUGUGCAUCGUCCUCAGCUUCGUCCUCCCCUAAGUCCUAAGCACAUUUCGAUGGCCGACGGAGGCCUCACCGUCUUCGACGGUUCGCUUCUCCGGGAAGCUACCGUCUCAGCCGACUCGCUCUUCUCCGCCUCGGGCGACGGCGAUCCCACCACGAUCGACGGGGCUCACCUCCUUUCCGAGGCGGAGUCCGUCGCGUCGUCUCUCCUCCUCGGCCUCUCCUUGCCUGAGAAUCUCAAGGCCGCCACCCUCAGGCGGCUCGGUUUCGACGAACUAAGCUUCCGGUCGCUUCAUUUCAACCGAGAAUCGGCUUCCGAGACGCUCCGGAAGUACGUCGCUGCUGUCGCCGACGAGCUAAGAGAUGAUCCUUUUGUUGUAUCUGUUCUGGAUGGAAGCAUUAUUCGCAUGCUUUUAGAGGAUGAAGAUGAUUUUGCUAUGUUAGCAGAGAAUUUAUUCACUGAAUUGGACAGAGAUGAUACUGGCAAGCUUUGUAAAAGCGAAACGAGAAAUGCUCUUGCGCAGAUGGGAGUUGAAAUGGGGGUUCCUUCUCCAUCAGAUGUUUCUCUUCUUGCUCUUUUAGUUAAUGCAAAGUCUGAUGAUCUCCUUGAUGACAUCCUGAGAAAACAUGGAGCUGAGGGUGAAGAGUUGUUAGGUCAAGCUCAGUUUGCAAACCUUCUUCAGGCUGUUCUUCAAAGCCUUGCAGAUGCACUAGGCCUGAAGCCUAUCGUAGUGAUCCAAGACAUCAAGGUCAUCAAUGGGUCAAAGAUAAGACAGAUUUUGGCUAAUGAAGAGCUUCUACUUGAUACAAUUGAUCGCAUAUUUGACAAGCAAACUGCCAGUGAACUGGAUGGUGGUAGCAUUAGGAAGUUUAGAGCAUUGCUUGAAAAAGAUGGGACAGAAUUUGGGUUGCCUUUGGCAGGAUCGAAUGAAGCACUUGUCCUGCUCUAUGAUCAGGUAUUUGGCAGUCUUGAUAUACAGAAUGAUGAGGAACUCGACAAGGAGGCAUUUGGUUCUGCUGUGAAGCAGAUUCUUCAGGAAAUAUUGAAUCAAAUGGAAUCUAACCCGGUAUUCCAUGAACCGGAGGGGAAUUGAUACCCUGUGUGACGCAUCUUGCUAUAUCUUUUUUCUUUACUCCUUUUCUACCUUUCAGGAAACUUGAAGUUUCACCUCACAUAAAUUUUAGCAAUCUGAAUCAUGGAGCAUAGCAUGAAAAGCAGCUUCAUACGGCCAGUUGUGCAAAGCAAAUUGUAUUUUGACAAUUUCUAGAUGAAUUCCUCCAUGAUGUCAUACCUUUUGCUGACGUCAUGUGUAAAUUUCCUAAGUGUAAUAUGCACAUGCACUUCUCCUUUCCUUGCUUCAUAUAGGCGACUGUUGCUGCUUGAUAUCCAUUUCAUGUGUCAUGAAUAUUGAUAUUCCCAUUCUUGCUGUGACUUUGUAAAUUCUCCUCUUGUGCAUUUUUCA
Nymphaea colorata (pocket water lily) is the source of this 1485-nucleotide messenger RNA. RefSeq lists its product as uncharacterized. The coding region runs from base 76 to 1116 and encodes 346 amino acids. NCBI's taxonomy places the organism in Eukaryota, Viridiplantae, Streptophyta, Magnoliopsida, Nymphaeales, Nymphaeaceae. The transcript has 4 exons. Gene Ontology annotation, molecular function: calcium ion binding. The record is from RefSeq and is a predicted model, not a curated record.